AUGGAGGUUGGAUUGGGACUGGGAAUUGAGGAGUACAUCCCGAGUGGGAGAGCGAAUAAGCCGUUUUGGGCUCGUGGGGAGGACAUGCUAGGUUACUCACUGAAUGCGCUGCGGACGGCCCAUUUGGAAUUCGUCGAUGCCGCCGGCUCCCCCCCGCUGCUCUCGCUUGGUGAGGCUAUGCUGAGCUCCGACCACACUUCCCCAAGCUCGUCGCCUUGGCGUCCUGUGUUUAUGAAAUUGCAGGCCUGCCACGCAAGGAAUAUGAAACUGUGCGCAGCACUAGCAGCUGCUGCAAUGAUCCCCGCACGUUUCUACCACUCGGUCAUUACCAAUUCACGCGACGUCAACCGGGAGGACGAGCUGUGGGAGCUGGCUCAGAUGUGUUAUAAAUCCUAUGCUGACGCCAAGAACAACAACAAGCACUUGAGCGACAUGUCAGACCUCAACUUCCUCAUGGUUAAGGCCAUCGAGAACCCUGGCCUAACACCUUCUUCGGCCCAGCGAAACGCAUUGGUCUCGGUGUUCGAGGAUGUGCUGAUCGGCCACACCAACGAUCUGCAUUCCCUGCUUGGCGUGGAGGACUUCGUAGGGUGUGCUUCAGUCCACAGCGUGGGGCCAUCCCUCGCCAUUUUUGAUACCAUCAGGAACGGGGAGCUCGAUUGUGCGUGUGUUUAUCCGUCACCAAUGCACUCCAGGGAUCAGAUGCACAAGUUGGUGGAUGAUAUCAAGCGGAUUCUCGUCGAUGCCUUAUGA
Messenger RNA from Linum tenue, 753 nucleotides. The record is from the annotation of a GenBank genome assembly. NCBI's taxonomy places the organism in Eukaryota, Viridiplantae, Streptophyta, Magnoliopsida, Malpighiales, Linaceae.